UCGCCAACUUGGCAAGUCUUAAUUAACUUGGUUGAUUAAAUCUUGCUCAUCGGACGUAACGACUUAACCGUUUUAUCUUCGGCUUUUAAAUUGAAUUCAACAAGAAGCUAGUUAUUUUUUUAUUCAAGAUUGUUAAUUAUAAUUUGAGGCGAUAGUGUUUGUGUUUAAAAAAAUGAAUUCUACGGAGUUUCGGGAGUUCGGGAAGGCGGCAAUCGAUCUUAUGGCGGAUUACUACGAUUCCAUCCGAACAAGGGAUGUGCUGCCAUCGGUUGAACCAGGAUAUCUAUUAAAAAUGCUGCCCGAAAACGCUCCUGAAGAGCCAGAAAACUGGAAAGAUGUCCUAAAAGACUUCAAUGAAGCAAUAAUGCCAGGCAUAACCCAUUGGCACUCACCCCAGUUCCACGCCUUCUACCCUACAGCUGUAUCAUACCCCGGCAUCGUUGGAGGCCUGCUCAGCGACAGUCUUGCUGUCAUCGGAUUCAGUUGGAUGUCAAGCCCCGCAUGCACCGAACUGGAGGUGGUAACGAUGAACUGGCUGGGCAAGCUGCUCGGGCUCCCGGAGGAGUUUCUCAACUGCUCUGACGGCCCUGGUGGUGGCGUCAUUCAGGGCUCAGCUAGUGAGGCAACUUUAGUCGGAUUACUCGUUGCUAAAAACAAAACCGUGCACAGACUCAUGGCAAACGAUCCCAGCCUCGAGGAAGGCGAAAUCAACGCUAAGCUCGUCGCCUACACGUCGGACCAAUGCAACUCAUCGGUUGAAAAAUCCGGAUUACUCGGCUCCAUGAAAAUGCGAUUACUUAAAUCUGACGCAGACGGAAGACUGCGUGGAGAGACACUUAAAAAUGCAUUUGAGGAGGACAUUGCCCAAGGACUAAUACCAUGCUAUGUUAUUGCCAAUCUUGGCACGACAGGCACAUGCGCCUUCGACCCCUUAUACGAACUUGGACCAGUGUGCAAGGACGCGAAUGUAUGGCUACAUGUCGACGCCGCCUACGCAGGUUCAGCGUUCAUUUGCCCCGAAUACAGAGGACUAAUGAAAGGAGUUGAAUACGCAGAUUCUUUCGACUUCAAUCCACACAAGUGGAUGCUUGUGAACUUCGAUUGUUCCGCAAUGUGGGUCAAAAACGGAUACGAUCUAAUCAACACCUUCGACAUUCAGCGUAUUUAUUUAGACGACGUUAAGACUAACAUUAAAAUACCUGACUAUCGUCAUUGGCAAAUACCUCUGGGUAGACGAUUCAGGGCUUUGAAAUUGUGGACUGUUUUAAGAAUAUAUGGCGCAGAAGGCAUUAGGUCUCAUCUUAGAAACCAGAUCAGCCUUGCUCAACACUUUGCCAAGUUAGUUCGAGAUGACGACCGGUUUUUGGUGGAGCCCGAGCCGUCAAUGGGAUUAGUGUGCUUCAGGCUUAAAGAUGGUGACAGUGCAACACGCAAAUUGUUAGAGAAUUUAACAGAAAAGAAACAAAUCUAUAUGGUGGCGGCAACCUACCGUGGCAGGUAUAUAAUCCGGUUCGUAGUCUGUUCUCAUUUAACGACGAGAGAAGACAUUGACAUCAGUUGGAAAAUAAUUAAACAGGAAGUUGACAUGAUCGUCUCGCCCAAGUUACACACCAAAACUCAAAUCCCAGCAUUAGGUCAUAUCGACAUGAAGAGUUUAUAUGAAAAAUCUAAGUAAUUAUACCUGCAAAAUUAUCAGAAAUAUUAGAUAGAUCCUAAAUGAAAAAUACCUAUCUUACGAUACCAACCUACAUGUAUAAUAAUGUAUGAUUGAUAUUCAUUUUGCAAACAUAGGUUUAUAUUUUUACUGCUUCAAUUUGUAGUAGGAACGUAGUAUUUGUACGUAAGUUAUUCUUUCUAAUAAGGGCACAAAAUAGAUUAGUUUAUACCCCUAAUAUCUUAAUGACUAAAAUACUAAUAGCGUUAUUCAUAAACGAGAUACAAGGAUCAAUUAAAUAUUAUUAGUUUGAUUAAAAUCUUGAACUACUGAAAUGCCUUUUCUAUUUGUAUUAAAGGAAUAAAAAUAAAACAUAACUAA
Molecule: messenger RNA, 2035 nt
Organism: Leguminivora glycinivorella
Lineage: Eukaryota; Metazoa; Arthropoda; Insecta; Lepidoptera; Tortricidae
Product: aromatic-L-amino-acid decarboxylase-like
Exons: 5
Coding region: 173-1675 (500 amino acids)
Biological process (GO): catecholamine metabolic process; amino acid metabolic process
Molecular function (GO): pyridoxal phosphate binding; aromatic-L-amino-acid decarboxylase activity
Source: RefSeq, a predicted model, not a curated record